Molecule: messenger RNA, 2139 nt
Organism: Closterium sp. Naga37s-1
Lineage: Eukaryota; Viridiplantae; Streptophyta; Zygnematophyceae; Desmidiales; Closteriaceae
Source: the annotation of a GenBank genome assembly
AUGCUCGCGAUCACUAGCUCCCGCCGUCUGUAUCUCCCCCUCGCAUUCACGCUCUCCCUCGGUCCCAUUCUCUCUCUGUCGCAUUCGCGCUCCCUCGUGGUCCCGUUCUCCCUCUCCCUCGCAUUCACUCUCUCCGUCUAUGUUGCGCUCUCUCUCGUUCGCAUUCGAUCUAUCCGUCUCUCUUGCUCUCUUCCUCUUUCGCAAUCUCCCUCUCCGGCGCACCCGUGCUCUCUCUCGGCGCAUUCGCUCUCUCCGUCUCUACCGUAUGCUCCCCCAUUCGCAAUCGCCACCUCAGACUCUCCCGUGUACUCCCCCGGUCGCAUGCGCGCGCUUCGUCGCUCCCCGCGCUCUGUCCAUCCCGUGAUCUCUCUCUUACGCGUUUGCGCGCUCCGUCCCUCCCGUCCGCUCUCCGUUUUGCAUUCUUACGAUCUGUCAACCUCUUUCGCUAUCCGUUUCGUAUUUCCGCGCUCCGUCCCUCCCGUCCGCCCUCCCUAUCGUAUUCACGCGCUCCGUCCCUCCCGUCCGCAUACGCCGGUCGCCUUCACGCACUACGCCACUCCCGUCCGCUCUAUCACGAUCGCAUUCUCUCUCUCCGUCGCUCCCGUGCGUUCCCACGGUCGCAUUCACACGCUCCGUCCGUCCGUUGCUCUGCCACCGUCGCAUUCUCGCGCACCGUCCCUCCCGUGCGUUCCCACGGUCGCAUUCUCUCUCUCCGUCCCUCCCGUGCGUUCCCACGGUCGCAUUCUCUCCCUCCCGUCCGCUCUACCUCUCGCAUCCGCUCUCUCCGUCCAUUCCGUGCGCUCUACCUUUCCGCAUUCGCGCGCUCCGUCCCUCCCGUCCGCUCUACCUCUCGCAUUCGGUCUCUCCGUCUCUCCGUGCGCUCUACCUUUCCGCAUUCGCGCGCUCCGUCCCUCCCGUCCGCUCUACCUCUCGCAUUCGCUCUCUCCGUCCAUUCCGUGUGCUCUCCCUUCCGCAAUCGCGCGCUCCGUCCCUCCCGUCCGCUCUCCCUUACGUUCGUUAUCUCCGUCCCUCCCGUGCGCUGUCCGUACCUCAUUCGCGCGCUCCUUCCCUCCCGUCCGCUCUCCCACCGUCGCAUUCUCUCUCGCCGUCGCUCCCGUGCUCUCUCAUCGUCGCAUUCUCCCUCUGUCGCUCCCAAGGUCUCCCACCGUCGCAUUCGCCAUCUCCUUCGCUCCCGUUCUCUAUCCCGGCCGCUCUCGUUCCCGGUAUCUCUCUAUUUCUCUCGCUCCCUUGCUCUCCGUCAGUCGCAUUAGAUCUCUCCGUCGCUCCCGUGAUCACUCCCUUUUGAAUUCACUCUCUCCGUCGCUGCCGUUCACUCUCUCGUUCGUUUCGACUCUCUCGCUCGCUAAGGGUGCUCUCGCUCGGUCGGAUUUGCCCUCUCCGUCUCUACCGUGUGCUCUCUCGUUCGCAAUCGUGCCUUACUCUUCGCAAUUGCGCGCUCCGUCGCUCCCGUCCGUUCUCCGUGCUUUCCCACCGUCGCAUUCACCGACGAAUUCGCUCUCUCUGUCCCUCCCUUGCUCUCCCACCGUCGAAUUCUCUCUCUCUGUCCCUCCCUCGCUCUCACACCGUCGAGUUCUCUCUCUCUGUCCCUCCCUCGCUCUCACACCGUCCAAUUCUCUCUCUCUGUCCCUCCCUCGCUCUCACACCGUCCAAUUCUCUCUCUCCGUCCCUCCCUCGCUCUCCCACCGUAGCAUUCUCUCUCUCCGUCUCUCCCUCCCUCACACUGCCCCCUCUCUCCCUCCCUCACACUGCCCCCUCUCUCGUCGCUCCCCGAGUCCUCUCCUCUUCCGGGCUCUUCCUCUCUGUCCCACUCGUUCACCCCCUCCUCCCUCCUAUCCCCUCCUCCUCCCUCCCCUCCGCUCUCCUCCUCUCCACUCUCUUCCUCUCCGCCCUCUUCCUCUCUGCCCCACCUUCCCCCUCCUCUCCUCUCCCGGGCUCUCCCUCUCUCUCCCUCCCUCUCCUCCUCCCCCUCCCUCCUCUCCUCUCACUGCCUCUUCCUCUCUGCCUCCCUCACCUCCUCCCCCUCCUCCUAUCCUCUCACUGCCUCUUCCUCUCUGCAUCUGUUCCAUUAUCCAUCGCACGUGGUUCACUGUCUUGUUUGCAGAUGGCAUACACGUGUAG